Schistosoma mattheei is the source of this 2250-nucleotide messenger RNA. NCBI's taxonomy places the organism in Eukaryota, Metazoa, Platyhelminthes, Trematoda, Strigeidida, Schistosomatidae. The record is from the annotation of a GenBank genome assembly.
UAUUGGAAAUGGGUCGUUUGUAUGGUACGUUGCAUCUUGCAAAUUUAGUGCACUAUUCUCCCUCACUGUAUCUGAGGUUCAUUAAUUCUUUGGUCAAUCCUAAUGUAGGCUCAGUAAUAUCUUGCACUGGGUAUUGUUUUCUCAGCUUAGUGAAGUAGCAGUGGUUUUUAUUAAUCGUGAUUUGUAAAACUUCAGAUCUUGUCUGUAGUAUCCAUUCCAGUUGGCGACAGUUAGCCUUAAUUAUAUGGACGACUUUGGUCAAUUCAUAAAUAUCUUUGCAAGCUCACAACCACUCGUCCGGUUCAAAACCAGGUUAGGGAUUACGAUUAAUAGUUAGCUAAUCCUCGGGUCUGGUGACACUGGUAAUGGUUUCCAAAGCUAAGGUGACACUAAAUAAGCUAUUUGUUAGCGAAAAGUGUUGGUUUACCUAGGUGUUCCCUUAUAUUCACAUCUGUUGACGUUUAAGUUGCACAGAUUAUGAAUUCCCAGUUUAUGGAAAGAUCACUUACGACAAUAUCGAAUCUGCUAUCUUUCCUACUGAUUUUCUAGUCAUGCUCUGAGAACUUAUAAACAAAAUGAAGUUUGGACUUGCAACUCAUCAUUAACAGAUACUUCAUGCCAUUUUAGUAAAGGUCACUAUCCGUCUUUAUUAUUACACUAAACUAUGCUAUCCCAAACAACCAAAAGGGGAAAUAAAGCGAACGAAGGCGUAAAUAAGGGGGAAAUGUCGCUUUUUCGCAUUUACGUCGGUUGUUUAGGGGAAAUGUCGCUUUCCCCCUCUUACGUCGUGUAUUUGGGGAAAAUUUGUCGACAAUUAGACGUUACGUACAGUGUUUGAAUAAACCGCAAUCAGAACUUAAGUUUUCAUACACGUCGACAAAUUAAGGCACCGCUUAAUAAAAAAACAAUUUUGUCAUAAAAACAAGGUACAAAAUACGAAACCAGGCAUAGGCAGCUGGCUAUGAUUUUCAUGACUUUUCAUCUUCGUUUCCCCUCGUAUCAUUCACCUUUAAGGAUUUAAAUUAAAUCCAUAAAAUAUUACUAAGACAUAUGGAGUUUUGACUGAAUACGAGUAUGAACGGAUCCAUUAAAAAUAACCGAUUUCUGAAACACCAGAAAUAGAUAGAAAUAGCAUCAAUUUAAAAAAAAUAGUGAACCUUUUUACUAGUAAUAUUUUCGGAAUUUUCAUUAAUUCAGAAAAAGGUAUACUUCUCAAUUCACAUUAGUUUCUUACCAUUAUUCUCACAAUUACCCUGGAGGAAUUUUGCACAGUAUAUAUUAUUUUCAUGUGACUUGUUAUCAAUAAUAUUGUGAUUACCAUUGUUGAUACCACUUCAAUUAACCUAACGCUAUUCUGCAUUAUGUUCACGGGGUUCGUUGCAUUAUAUUGACUAUAAACCAACACCUUUUAGCCGAUCUUCUUACCCUUUUUUAAAAUGACUCAUCAGACUUACAAAUGACAUUUUAGACAUGCUUAAGUCGUGAUCGAUGUAAAAGUUCACCAUUAUAAUGUAGAACAUUAUUUCAUUCAGUCACAACUGAUACGUACACGUUUUAUUUCAACCACCGUGAUAUAGCAUUUAUAGAUCUAUAACUGUACAGUUUGACAAAAUUAUUGGAAACAACUAUUACCUCAAACAUUCUUUGUUUUCAAUACUCCGUGGGGACUUUUGAACUCAUACAAAUUGUUAAACUGUCGAUUUUGAUUGGUGUUCUCUGUUUUAAUAUCCCUCUGAACUAUCAAUUACGUUAAGUAUGCUUCAGAAACAUUCAAAUCCGCCUCUUGGUUUAGAACGGAUUCAUCGAUAUUUUUGUUACGUUUGUGGAACUCUUCUUCCACACAAGUUGGAAGUUCAUGAUUUAUUAGUAUGCCGAAAAUGUAAAACAUCUACGUGUAUGCAUUGGUUCAGUAAUAUGGAUGCAACUUUCAAUACUGAAGCUAAAUCUGGCAAAAUAAACCAAUUUAAUGAUGAUGCGUAUGAAUCCACAUCUUUAUUCUUUCCAUCAAUGAUUAGAGGGGCUAAAAAGAUCUUAAAAUCAGAAAUUGCUUUAAAGGAGGCUUUGGAGUCACAAUUUGAAAACGGUACAUCACAAUCAACAUUUGAUGGACCAACUAUUAGAAAAGAAUGUGCUUAUUGUGGCAAUGAUAGAAUGACUUAUGUUACACUACAAACUCGUUCAGCAGAUGAAGGACAAACUGUAAUAUAUACUUGUACCCAAUGUUCUAAAAAAGAAAUUGAAAAUACUUGA